AUGGUCGAUUUGGACGAGCUAGAUGCGCUGGCAGAGAAGCAGAAUUCAAGGGCUGGUGGCGAAAGUGGCAGCUCGGAUGCAGAGUCGGUUGAUGCGGACGAUGUUAUAGACGGGAAUAUUGGGUUGAUUAAAUUCUAUGCCAAGCGACAAGGGCGUCAACUGGACAGCCUUCUGUCACGCUACGAAUCGGCGCUCACAGAACCGUGUGAUAUCAUUGAUAUCAAAACAGGCAGUAUUGUGGUCGACAAGGGCCAUUUGCGUUCGUUACCUGAGCCAGCCAUGCUUGUUGAUGUGAACGAUCUCGAUAGCGACAACAACGAAGAUGAGGCCGGAUUCGUGGACGCUGCAGCGCCGUCUGCUCAGCGGACCGUCCCGUUGGUUAAUUUAUACGAAGAUAUUUGCCAGCACCCCAAUCCUGUACUAGAUAGAAUCGUAGCUCUUCUCAGCUAA
This is a messenger RNA of Wickerhamiella sorbophila, 450 nucleotides long. RefSeq lists its product as hypothetical. Gene Ontology annotation, molecular function: protein heterodimerization activity; histone binding. The record is from RefSeq and is a predicted model, not a curated record. NCBI's taxonomy places the organism in Eukaryota, Fungi, Ascomycota, Dipodascomycetes, Dipodascales, Trichomonascaceae. Gene Ontology annotation, cellular component: nucleus. The transcript has a single exon. The coding region runs from base 1 to 450 and encodes 149 amino acids.